Trichobilharzia szidati is the source of this 1757-nucleotide messenger RNA. NCBI's taxonomy places the organism in Eukaryota, Metazoa, Platyhelminthes, Trematoda, Strigeidida, Schistosomatidae. The record is from the annotation of a GenBank genome assembly.
GAAUAGCCUUCUCAGUAGUUGAACAUAUAUGAAAAAUGUCUUGCGCAUCGUUUCACCCCUCUCGGCAUUAUGUCGUCAACACUGGAUGUUGUUUUAGCAUUAUUAUCUUUACACCUAAAGAAAUAUAUUCACCAUUUAGGCUCUCUAUUUACUGCUCCAUUUCCUCUUUAUGUACCCGUGUGGUAUUGCUAUCUCAUUUCAUGUCUUGCUGUACCUUACGUGUGCCCAUAUCUGUACGUUUCGUAGAUUUAUAUAUAUUCGCUGAUUUAAUUCAGCCAGCCACCUGUCAAUAAUGAAGAAUUACGAAAUUACUGGUUUUCAACUGGAAAUUUUUUGUUUAUUAGGUUAAAUUACACAGCUUAGUCAUGAGAUUAAUCUGUUUAAGAAAGUUUAAAGCAAAACUAAUUGCGUCAACCACUCGUAAAAAGAAGAUAUAUAUUAAGAUGUCAUCUACAGAGAAUUGUACAUGUGAUGAAUUGUCAAGCAACAAGAGUCCAUGGUGUGGUGCCAAUUGUUUUGUAGCAGUAACUGGUGCAAGUCGUGGAUUUGGUCAAGCUUUCUGCAUAGAACUAGUGAAAUCAAUGUCAUCUGGUGAAGAUCAUGCUGCUUCUUUGAAUAUUUUAUUGAUGGCUCGUGAUGUCAGUGCACUUCGGAUAACUGAGUCUAAGAUGAAUGCUUCAAAGCCAAGUCAUUCUGCUAUGAAGUUGAACAUCCUCGUCUCCACUUCAUCUCUUGACAUGUCGAAUGCAGAUGAAAAAGUCUUAAGAGAAGAACUGGAACCGUUGUUUCGCUUAUCACUAGAACUUUCUCGUCAAGACACUCAUGUACGUCAAUGGAAUAUGCUUGUACACAAUGCUGCAACACUUGGAGAUGUACAAUCACGAACUGACGAACGCUUUAGCACUCAAGCAUUGGAUACAUACUACCGUAUGAAUCUCACCGCUCCGAUGAUAUUGACAAGUUUAUUUUUAGAGCAUUUCGCACCAGCAAGUCAGUCAUUUCACCAUCCUGUUACAAUUGUGAAUAUUUCCAGUCUAGCAGCUGUUCAACCAUUUUCGUGUAUGUCUGAUUAUUGUGUAGGCAAAGCUGCGAGACAAAUGUAUUUGAAGUGCUUGUGUGUUGAUCGUCCAUCGAUCGCUGUGUUCAACUAUUCUCCUGGCCCACUGGAUACAGAUAUGUUUAAACAGAUUUUAGAAGAGCAUGGAGAUGAGAAGACACGACAAGCUUUUUCUCAGAUAAAAGUUACCGGUAGAAUAGUUGAACCGUUGGAGUCUGCACGUGUUUGUGUAGCAUGGUUGAGAAAACAAAUUCCGAUCAGUGGGGGGACGACGGGUGAAGGAUGUGUCCCCAAAUUAUCACAUUGUUCAGUUCAUCAAAGUCAAUAUUCUGAUGUUUGGACUGGCCCACGUCUAGAUUAUUUUGACGCUGUUCGUGAAGUGAAGUGAAGAAUUGUGUGUGUCUGUCGGCUGGUGAGACGGCAUUAUGUAUGAAGUCUUACAAAAUACAAUCGAACACGGACUAAUUGUGAUAUAUAUUACCUCUAUAAAUAUACAAAAUGAUUUGAACUUUGUCCCUACACUCUGAUUCAUUCCAGUACUAUUAUUAUUGUAAUUUUUAUGCCAAUCGUCUUUUUAAUGUACUUUAAUAUUUUACUCCAUCUUUUAAUUAUUAUCGCUUCCAAGCUGGUAUUGAAUCGCUUACUUCACCGUGUUUUUGAUCAACGCCUUAUGAUUUAUGCUUUCUCUAUUGAAAUGCAU